GCGGAAUCUGUCAGUGAGUGACUCUUUCGCUGGCGCACUCUCCUACGGAAAUUAAACACAUUGCGUUUUUCGGGGUGGAGUGACCGCCUCCCGCGGAAUCUAGGUCGCCGCCGAGCGCAGUGAGGAAGAGGAAGAGGAAGAGCACGGGGCCGGACUACGCUGUGGGCCGCCGGGCGUGGCACGAGCGCGAGAGACUGGACCCCCCACCCCGCCCCGCUCUGCCCCUCCCCCCACGCUAACGAGGAGCGUCGCCCCCCGACUCACCCAACCCGCUGGGACCCCUCCGUUCCUCCUCCCCGCAGUGGCCCCCAGCGACACCCCCACCACAAUGAGCUCCCACAACCACCCAGAUGGACUCCCCAGUACAGACCAACCCUUGGAGCUGCUGAAGCCAUCUGGACUGAACCACAUUCCUUCUGUGGAUGUGAGCGCGGCCCUGCCCCUGCCACUCCCCCCAGCCGCCAUCCCCAUGGACCUGCGUGUGGACCAGCAGUUCGGCCUGGCCCCGGCCGAGCCCAGCCCGCGUGAGCAGCAGCUGCAGCAGGAGCUGCUGGCCCUGAAGCAGAAGCAGCAGAUUCAGAGGCAGCUCCUCAUCGCUGAGUUCCAGCGCCAGCACGAGCAGCUAUCCCGCCAACACGAGGCCCAACUGCAGGAGCACGUCAAGCAUCAGCAGGACAUGCUGGCCCUGAAGCAUCAGCAGGAGCUGCUGGAGCACCAGCGUAAGAUGGAGAAACACCGUCAGGAGCAGGAGCUGGAGAAGCAGCACCGCGAGCAGAAGCUGCUGCUGCUGAAGAACAAGGAGCGCGGCCAAGAGAGUGCAGUGGCCAGCACGGAGGUGAAGAUGAGACUGCAGGAGUUUGUGCUGAAUAAGAAGAAGGCCUUGGCACAGAGAAACCUUAACCACUGCCUGCCUGCCGACCCCCGCUUCUGGUAUGGGAAGACCCAGCACAGCUCACUGGACCAGAGCUCCCCGCCGCAGGGAGGGCUGGCCGCCUACAACCACCCGGUGCUGGGGGUGUACGACCCCAAAGACGACUUUCCUCUCCGCAAGACCGCGUCGGAGCCCAAUCUGAAGCUGCGCUCGCGGCUGAAGCAGAAGGUCACGGAACGGCGGAGCAGCCCCCUGCUGCGCAGGAAGGACGGGCCGAUCACCACCGCCAAGAAACGCUCCCUCGACAUGGCGGAUUCUGCGUGCAACAGCGCUCCUGGUUCCGGUCCAAGUUCUCCCAACAACAGCUCCAACAACAUCACUAACGAGAACGGGAUCACAGGGAACAUCUGCAACGUUUCUGGGGAGCCGUCUCUGGCCCGCAGGCUGGGCGGCCAGGAGGCUCCGAUGAGCCAGCUGUCCCUCUACACCUCCCCCUCCCUCCCUAACAUCACCCUGGGGCUGCCUGCCACCGGCCCCUCCAGCCCAGGGGUGUCCAGUCAGCCGGACGGGGAACGCUUGGCCAUGGCUGGCCUGCCCAUAACCACGUCCUUCAUUCCGGGGGCCCACCUGUCCUCCUACCUGGGGUCCCCAGCCUUGGAGCGGGAGGGGGGCGCUGCACACAACCCACUCCUGCAGCACAUGGUGCUUCUGGAACAGUCCGCCGCCGCGCAGAACGCUCUGGUGCCGGGCCUGGGGGGCCUCCCCCUGCAGACCCCCUCCAUCCAUAAGCUGCGGCAGCACCGGCCCCUGGGCCGUACGCAGUCGGCCCCGCUGCCCCAGAACAGCCAGGCCCUGCAGCAGCUCGUGGUGCAGCAGCAGCACCAGCAGUUCCUGGAGAAACACAAGCAGCAGUUCCAGCAACAGCAGCUCCACAUCAGCAAGAUGAUGGCCAAGCCCAGCGAGCCGGGCCGGCAGCACGAGAGCCACCCGGAGGAGACAGAGGAGGAGCUGAGAGAGCACCAGGAGGGGCUCCCGCGCGGCGUUACCAUAAAACAAGAGCCCCUGGAGGACCCAGAGGAGGACCCGCUGCAGCAGAGAGAGAGACAGGCCGAGCAAGAGCUGCUCUUCAGACAGGUGAGAGGCACUCACACUCACACACACUCACACACACACACUCACACACACUCACACACACUCACACACACACUCACAGUCACACACACCCACACUCACACACACACACACACACACACACUCACACACACUCACACUCACUCUCACACACACACACACAUCACCCCACACUCUCACUCCCCCUGCGAUUCCCCAGAUCACCCUGCAGAGGGAACUGAGCUGGCCUGCUCAGUAACACCCAUUGUUUGUGCGGUUGCCUGUGGGGGGGUAGGGGUGGACAGUGACACAAUCUGGAACGAGGUCCACUCCUCCAGUGCAGCCCGCCUGGCCGUGGGCUCCGUCAUCGAGCUCGUCUUCAAAGUGACGUCCGGAGAGCUGAAGAACGGCUUUGCUGUGGUGAGACCACCCGGACACCAUGCAGAGGAGAGUACUCCUAUGGGCUUCUGCUACUUCAACUCUGUGGCCAUCGCUGCCAAACUCCUGCAGCACCGGCUCAACGUCAGCAAGAUCCUCAUCGUGGACUGGGACGUUCACCACGGCAACGGAACCCAGCAGGCUUUUUACGGCGACCCUAACGUCCUGUACCUGUCCCUCCAUCGCUACGACGACGGAAACUUCUUCCCUGGCAGUGGAGCUCCAGACGAGGUGGGCAGUGGGCCAGGUGUGGGGUUCACUGUCAACAUGGCCUUCACCGGGGGUCUGGAGCCCCCCAUGGGAGACGCAGAGUACCUGGCAGCUUUCAGGACUGUAGUGAUGCCCAUCGCUAACGAGUUCGCCCCUGACGUGGUGCUCGUCUCCUCUGGAUUCGACGCUGUGGAGGGGCACCCGCCCCCCCUCGGAGGAUACAAACUGACAGCCAAAUGCUUUGGCUACCUGACCAGGCAGCUGAUGGGAUUGGCGGGAGGCCGUGUGGUGCUGGCUCUGGAGGGAGGUCACGACCUCACCGCCAUCUGCGAUGCCUCGGAGGCGUGCGUUUCUGCGUUGCUGGGCAACGAGCUGGAUCCUGUCCCGCCAGAGGUUGUGCAGCAGAGACCCAAUCCCAACGCCGUGCGCUCCAUAGAGAAGGUUCUAGAGGUCCAGAGUAAAUACUGGCGCUCGCUGCAGCGCCACGCCUCCACGGUGGGGUACUCCCUCAUGGAGGCUCAGAAGUGUGAGACCGAGGAGGCGGAGACAGUCACUGCCAUGGCCUCACUGUCCGUGGCCAAUCAGCUGGAGAAGCGGCCGGAGGAUGAGCCAAUGGAGGAGGAGCCUCCGUUGUAGGAGCAGAGGGAGCUGCUCUGACCUCCCCACAGAGGCCCCCUGAGCCUCCCUGCCCACCACCCCUCCCUGCCCGUUACAUUUUUAGCCCCUCUGUCCCGCCUGCACCCCACAGGCUGCGUCCCAGCCGGGUGACGGGCGAGACGUCCGGGAGAGGGGUGCAAGACGGGCCCAGACUAACCCGAUAAGGCCCCGCUCUAGCCCGGUCGGCGGGGGGACGUUUAGGGUGGGCCCCGCGGCAGGCCUGGGGCGAGGCUGCGCCCCGGAGGGUUUGUUUCUGAGUGGGACAGGGAACCGUCCCACCCCACCGCGGCUCCAGGGACCAGCGGUCUGGUGCGGUCUCCAGGUCUGAUUGACAGGUCUGGCUGUCAAUCACACAGCUGUGUUUUUUUUUUUUUCCUUUUGUUCCAUUUUUAAAAAAUGUUUUCUUAAAAAAAAAAACUAAAAACAAAGACAACAACAGACCUUUAAAAAAUGGAUUUCAUUCUGUUCGUAAAAUUUCGUAGUUACUGCUUGAAGAACACACUGACACAAAAACAUAAAGACUUUGCUGUGAACGUUUGAAAGGACGAAGCGUGAUACCAGGCUUUUUUAGGAGGGGGAGGAGCAUGACGAGUUUGCGGGGGGACCAAGCCUCUGGUUCCAGUUUGGAAGCAUUCGAAAGAUUCAGAGUUUGUGCCUUUUUUUAAAACCUGGUGGAUUUUGAAUUCAGAAGAACAUUGCCUUAAACAAGUUUGCGUACCCGAGCGACCCUUUUUUUUGUUGUUAUUGUUGUUGUUGUUGUUUUAACCCCCCCUUUUCAGCCACGAGAUGGGAAGAGCCAGGCAGUGACAGUGUAACGGACAUAGGAGGACAGGAGGAAAAAGCCCACUGCUGUGGUGUAGACGUUCCCACAGUCUCCCAACGUCUCUCAACUUUUCCUUUCCUUCUGUUGUUUUCUGUUUGUUUGUUUUUUUUUAUCUAAGCGAAAAGGUUUGUAAGGUAGUUGCCAGCUAUACAGUGGCAAACAUUGUUGGAACAAUUUUUAAUUGAAUUCCGCAGUGCUGGCGAAGAUUGCCUAAUGUAGCUACCCGUUUUAACCCUUGACCAAAUGAAUAUCAUUUUAAGAGUUAAAAAGCAUGUACUGUACUAGAGCGACUUGCCAUUUGCAAAAUUAGAAUGCUGUUCAAAAAUAGUAGUAAAAUAAAAAAAAAUAAUAAAUAAAAAAACCAAAGCAUGAGUUAGCUUCCAGCUCAGUUUCGCGCCACUAGUUACUGCAAGCUUAAGAGGUUGGGAUGUUUGCCUUAGUCAAAGUGACUUUUCACACAGAGUGCGUAGUUUUUGCAUAAAAGGUUUGAGCCACUUACAGUACUUAAAAGCUUUUUGAAGAACUGUCAUCUGAUUAAAACGGUUGUAAUCACAAACCGUCACAUAACACAGUUAACGUCUUGAUAAAGAUCUUUGAAAUAAAUCAUCUGGGUGUCAGUCUAAAA
Messenger RNA from Conger conger (European conger), 4734 nucleotides. It is a transcript of the gene hdac4, whose product is annotated as histone deacetylase 4. The transcript is spliced from 26 exons. Gene Ontology annotation, cellular component: histone deacetylase complex. The coding region runs from base 329 to 3265 and encodes 978 amino acids. Gene Ontology annotation, biological process: chromatin organization; negative regulation of transcription by RNA polymerase II. The record is from RefSeq and is a predicted model, not a curated record. Lineage: Eukaryota; Metazoa; Chordata; Actinopteri; Anguilliformes; Congridae. Gene Ontology annotation, molecular function: histone deacetylase activity.